AUCAUUCGACUAUCGCGAAAAUCUGACCGUUUGCCAUGUCAGCUGCGGUUGGACGGACUAGAGCCAACUCCGGUUGUUGAGCAGGGUGGAUCUGCAACUAUCUUUACAGCGUCUUAUAACCAUCAAGCUGUUGCUAUCAAGCGAUCGCACCUGCCAUCCAUAGCGCACAAAGUGAGCAGUUUACCAUCCGACUUUGUGAGCGAGGCAGUGAUUUGGAGUCACUUGAAACACGAGAAUAUCGUGCCAUUUAUGGGAGUCAUAGACAAAGACUAUAGGUUGUGGCUUGUUUCGGAAUGCAUGUACAGUGGUAACGUAAAUACGGGCAGGGAGAACUGCGAUCUUCGGCAUCUGGUACGUUAUAUCAUUCGAGCUGCAAAAGGUCUUUGCUACCUGCAUACUUUCGAUCCGCCUAUCGUUCAUGGUGAUCUCAAGGGAUGUAAUAUCAUGGUCGACAGACGAGGGAACGCUUGCCUGACCGACUUCGGAAUCUCGGGAUCUGAUGAUACACGUCAAGGUUUGGAUUCUACCAAUGUCGGCCGCCGAGAAACGCCUAAUUGGAUUGCCCCAGAGCUUAUUUUCUUUGGAAAUUCGGAAACUAUGCGCAUGGAAGUCGGCAUGUAUAUGCAUUUGCUUCAAGUUGUGUGCUAUAUAAGGCAAGUGGUUUUGUCCUGUUCAAGUCAUCAGACUCAUUACUCCCUGCCUUCACCUCACUUUAGAUCUAUACCGGAGGCAUCCCAUAUCACGGAGAGAAUAUAA
This is a messenger RNA of Suillus plorans, 756 nucleotides long. Its product is annotated as kinase-like domain-containing protein. NCBI's taxonomy places the organism in Eukaryota, Fungi, Basidiomycota, Agaricomycetes, Boletales, Suillaceae. The transcript has 4 exons. Gene Ontology annotation, molecular function: protein kinase activity; ATP binding. Gene Ontology annotation, biological process: protein phosphorylation. The annotation marks the transcript as partial. The record is from RefSeq and is a predicted model, not a curated record.